CAUUGACCUAAAUUUUGACUAGUUACCCCUUGACUCACUUGUUUGUUUGAUGUCGAUUUCGUUUUCACACUAUCCCUAAAAAUAGAAGGAAAAUAAAAAUAAGAAAAAAAUGGAUGUAUGGGUAACAUUCACCAAGUGGUAUAGUUGGGCUCCAUUCCAAAUACAUUUUGCAAUAAAUUGCACAUGCAAAGGCAACGGUCAAGUGUUCUUCAACAAUUCCAGGUUCUACCGCCCAACCAGAUCCACGCGCCACAGUCCUCCCUCGCUCAUCUCACCAUGGCGGCCUCCUCCGCCGCCGCAGUCGAUCGGCUGAACAGAGAAGACUGCAAGCGCACCAAGCACGACUCUGCUUUCUCCGAAUGGAAGAUAUUGGUAGGGCCGAAUGAUUGGCAAGACUACGUUUCUGGGAUUGAGGGAGCCGAAAGAUAUAGAACUCAGAACCUUCCAAAUUGUGCUUCUUGCCCCGGAAUCUAUGAGCUCGGCAUAACACCUUCGAAUCCUAGGCGAGAGACGGCUAACCACAGAGUUGAUUCUGCAAUUGUUGUUCCAGUUUAUGUUGGACAAACUGACAAUGUUAGGACUAGACUUCAGCAGUACGGACGGGAUGGCUCACAUUUAGAGAAUGGUUGCUCAAAAGGUGAUUUGUCUUGGGACAAGAAUGCCCUUUGCAGCAAGGGCCCUUUGUUCUUCACUUGUGCAUUCUCCAGAGGCCUCACUGUUGUCUAUAGGUGGGCUCCGAUGAAAAGCAAGAAAGACGCCGAGAAGGCAGAAGCUCAACUGCUUGAUAAGUUUGAUUAUGCUUGGAACACAGACAGGCAUGGAUCGGUUUGUAUAAGGUCACCAGCUAAGGGAAGAAAAAGAUGUUGUGAACACAAGGGGAUGAAGAUCAAUGGUUCAUUGAAUUCAAAGUUGAUUGCUGAUGACGGGAGUUCAAAUGAAACUCUCAUUUGUGGCUUUGUCUUAGAAAAUGGUUCCCCUUGUGCGAGUAAACCGUUUGGGAAAAACAAAAGGUGCAUAGAGCACAAGGGAAGGAGAAUUCAUGGGGUUAAGAAGUCAUUAACAAAGCAUAAUGAUUAUCUACAUAUCUCAGGGGAAGACAGUAGUAAAAAUCAAUCUGACACUCAAAAAGAAAAUCCUCUUAAAACUAGUGAUGAAAGAAGCAAUUCCAUCCGAAUUUGUGGGGCAACUUUGAAAAACGGAUCCUCUUGCAGAAGGAAACUUGCUGAAGGUAAUACCAAUACGCGAUGUUGGCAGCAUAGUGGAAGCAUUAACUAAACUGAAUCAAGUCCCAAGGGAAUGCGACUUACUGUUCAAAGGCUUCAAAACUCAUAUGUACAUUGUAGCAAAACCAGACCAAAUCAAACAAAUCCAAUAUAUCUCACUCAAGAUGACGCUCCAAAGUUUGGCUGGAGGAGCUCGUAGGGGGUGAUUAUCUUGGAAAAGCUGUUCAGGUUGUGGCAUUCAACUUUUUACUUAGAAUCACUUUGAAUUGGCAACAUCAUGUUGGGCAUUAAUAGGCACUUCAACCUUUAUGUUGUUCCAAACAUCACCGAUGCCACUGGACCCAAUCUGUAAGAGAUGUCAAUCAAAAUAUAAAGAACUCGCGGGGAAAAGCAAAAGACAUUUACUCUCUUUGUAUUGAGAAUGCAGGAAGCGUGAGUCUACAUAUUUGAUGCAACUUCACAUCCAUUCGUCAUCACUGGUGCGGUGUCAAACGUUACUAAAAGUAUUGCACAAAUGAGUGUCACGGACGGUCAAAAAACCACUGUAUCAUCAAAUGGAAAGGUAUUGGGUCCAUGGUCAUCCCUGAGAAGGUAAUGAGCUCCGAGUGAAGAACGAAGUUCAACCAUCUUUUUUGAAUUGAAUGAGGUGUCACAGGUAGGGGCAAGCCAACCAAGGCAUUCCAGAUACGGAGUAUAUACUAACUCAUUUUCUGCAUCAGUAGUAUAAAAAAAUGGCGAACAAGACCACUUCAAAAUCUGGACAUACUCUUUGCCUUAAUCCCAAGAUAGCAUGUUGAUGUUCAUCAAUUUUCUUAUGUUUUUAUUGUUGUUGUGACUUUGUCGUUUGAUAAUAAGUGUGUGUCUAUUUG
This is a messenger RNA of Cuscuta campestris, 2092 nucleotides long. Lineage: Eukaryota; Viridiplantae; Streptophyta; Magnoliopsida; Solanales; Convolvulaceae. The record is from the annotation of a GenBank genome assembly.